AUGGCAUGCCUUUUUCCUACGGACUUCCACGUCCUAAACGAAUUCGACUCGAUCGCUUUUUUAGGGCAAGGAUUUCGUUUGAGGUCGCGCCCGCUGAAUUUACGUAUUAAAAAAGCGCCAUUUUUCAUUAUAACCGCAACAACUUAG
This is a messenger RNA of Phyllotreta striolata, 147 nucleotides long. Lineage: Eukaryota; Metazoa; Arthropoda; Insecta; Coleoptera; Chrysomelidae. The record is from the annotation of a GenBank genome assembly.